UUCCGAUUCUGCCUGACAAAGUUAUGGUGCGACAGGCAGUCGUGGUUAACCACUCACAUCCCUGCUGCAUCUCUCUGCUGUCGGGAACUGUACAGAUGAGGGGAAACAUUCCAGAUGGAGUGGAAUACAGAACAAUUCCAAACUGUAUUCCAUGAGUGUGUUGUUUAAUGGAUUGUGCGCUCACGUGAAUGGCAAUUUUGAUUGAUGUCAAAUUAUUAACGUAUUUGUUUUCGGUAAACAACAUCCUUUUGGGGAAAACAGAAUUUGCGCAGUGUGCUACGAUGGAAUACGAUGAGGCGAAACGGGAUUGCUGGGAAUUCCAUAAGUUUGACUCGUGGUAGAUAACUUGGAUUUGGUAUCGCGCGCCUCGCUUGUAAACGUGUAUAUUUUUAGGAUCUUUGGUGUCAAAUGGAUAUUUGUGAUGAAAACCCGACGUGUCUGAUUUUGUUUUGAGGGGAAUUGAGAGACAUGGACAGUGGUCGGUUUGGAGAGACUGGCAUCAACAACGGAUACGAGGAAGAUUUCCCGCGCCUGCUCUGCGGUGGAGGACUACCAGCGGGAACGCGCGUCUUUGGAAGAACCGAACCAGCUGAAGAGAGCGCGUGCCAUGACGCUUCGGGUGUCGGGCGGUAGAAAGCUGUAAAACCUGUGGUCAGGAGUUGACUGAGACGCGGUGAUGGGCUUUGCCAUGAGGCACCGCUGGUUUAUGGUGCCACUGCUAAUGCAGGCAUGGUUCUCUGCCACCCCCUGCUUCGGUGAUCGCCCUUGCCCCCGAAGCUGCCGGUGCGAUGGCAAGAUCGUAUACUGUGAGUCCAGUGCAUUUCGUGAUGUUCCUAAGAACCUCUCUGGUGGCUGUCAGGGCCUUUCCCUGCGAUAUAACAGCUUGGCGAGCUUAAAAGCUGGCCAAUUUGUUGGUCUCAACCAGCUCAUUUGGCUUUACCUGGACCACAACUACAUUGCCAGCGUGGAUGCUCGUGCUUUCCAAGGGAUACGGAGGCUCAAAGAGCUGAUAUUGAGCUCCAACAAGAUCACGCUGCUUCAUAACACCACGUUUCACCUGGUACCCAAUUUGAGGAACCUGGAUCUCUCUUAUAACAAGCUGCAAGCUCUACAGCCAGGCCAGUUUCAGGGACUGCGCAAGCUACUCAGCUUGCACAUGCGCUCCAACUCCCUUAAGAACCUCCCGUCUCGCCUUUUUCAGGACUGCCGUAAUCUGGAGUUCCUUGACCUUGGCUACAAUCGCCUGCGCAGCAUUACCCGUAAUUCAAUGUCGGGCCUGACGAAGCUGACCGAGCUGCAUAUCGAGCAUAACCAGUUCUCCAAAAUCAACUUCUUCAACUUUCCUCGUUUCUAUAAUUUGCGUGCUCUUUACUUGCAAUGGAACCGCAUUCGGACCAUGAGCGAAGGCCUCACGUGGACUUGGACGUCGUUGCAGAAACUAGACCUUUCGGGAAACGACUUGCAGGAGAUAGAUGCAGAGGUGUACCGGGCCAUUCCAAACUUGCAGGCACUUAACCUAGAUUCAAACAAGCUUGUCAAUGUGUCGCAGGACGUUGUGGAUGCCUGGGCCUCUCUGACCACAAUUAGUUUUGCUGGAAACAUGUGGGACUGUGGAGCAGUUGUGUGUCCCCUAGUGGCCUGGUUAAAAACCUUCCGUGGAAACAAGGAAAUUAAUAUGAUAUGUGCGUCACCCAAAGAAGUUCAAGGUGAGAAGGUUAUGGACGCCGUUGACGCCAGUGGAGUUUGCAGGAUUUCCUCUGCUACACCAUCGACAGUAAUUGUUCCCUCCGUUCCGUUCGUCGCAUUUGCCCAAACUCCAGCCAGCUCUUUUGUCCCAACCCUCAAAUCUGGAGAUAGCAGAAGGGGCCAAGGCACGUCCUUGAAAGAUGCAACCUCUUCAGUACCUUCUCAGCCUGCUGUCCCACCUCCCGAGCAAGAUUUUGAGCCGGUUUCCUUCCACAAGAUAGUGGCGGGAAGCGUUGCCCUCUUCUUGUCAGUUGCCAUGAUCCUCCUGGUAAUUUAUGUCUCGUGGAAGCGUUACCCAAGCAGCGUUAAGCAGCUGCAGGAAAACUCAGCUGCAGCUCGCAAACGUCGAAAAAAGUCACGGGAGACAGAACGCACGCUCAGCACGCCAUUGCAGGAGUACUAUGUGGACUACAAGCCUAAUAACUCGGAGGGUACAGAUGUGCUGGUCAAUGGAACUGGACCGUGCACCUACACCAUCUCUGGCUCCCGAGAGUGUGAGGUGCCUCACCAGAUGAGCACGCUGACCUUCUACAGGUACGAGCAGCCCAUUGUGGACUACUGCCAGGCCCAUCAACCCCUGCGGCUAAACAUGAGCUAUGAGGGUCCCCCGCAAAGCAUGGAGGGGUUGGAGGACCUUCCCACCCGCGAAAGGAGCACCAUCCAGACUGUGGCCCUUCCGGCUGUGCCCGCCAUCAAAACGGGUCCUCCGGGGCCCUGUUCCCCACCCAGCCAGAGAGCUCCUGGUGAGGGGCCCUGCAUCCCUUACCCCACCACAGAACGCUCCAUUAACUAUCCAACUACAGAACGUUCCACCAGCACUCUCACUUUUAGACGCUAAAAGCCCCUUGUGCGAAGCAAAGCAUGAUGGGUAACUCAAAAGAGGCUGUGCCUGGGUGGUGAUCCAUAUUUCACCGGUAAAACCGCAGCGGAGCGUCUCAAACUUUGCGUAAUGCUGUGGCAUCUUCUCUGCAAACUGUUUCUCACAAACAUAGAGAUGUGACGAACAUGCCCACAAUGUUGCCGGAGGUUGGAGGAUCUGGCGUACGUUACACUUCUAUUAUGGAGUGUAGUGUAUCCUGGAAAAUUGGAUUCCAUGUCUUUGCCCAUCUUUUCAUUGUUCCCAAUCAAAGGCCUGUGUGUUUUUUGCUUGCCCCGUCCUGCUCAAUGGCAAAUUGAAAUCCAAUGCAACGUGCAUGAGACGUUAAACUUGGCUUUGGUUGCAUUCAGCCCCUGCUCUAUACCGCCGCUACGGGACCACCGCCUCUGUGGAGUAGAUAAUGGUGAUCCUCCCGUGCGGAGUGAGAAAUUAAAAGGAAUCUGCAAUAAACACGUUUUUUUGACAUGGAGUAGAGAUAGAAAGAGAGAGAGAGAGAGAAUAUGAAAAGAAACAAAUUAAUGUUCGCAAGAGCUCUAAGGCCUCUCACUGAUAUUUUCAUUUAGUUGCCAGGGAGCGUCCAUUAAUGCAUCUUAUUAUUUGAUUAGGAAGACAGAUCUGUCCAGACAUGAGCAUGGAAGAUCUUCAGUAGAAAAAAGCAUUCAUUUAAAUCUAAAUGAAGAUUGACACGGCAAGGUCGUUCAGUGUGCACAUGUACCAAAGAUCAGGCUUCUUUAGAUGUACAUAUAGCUUGUGUUUCUUUUCAGAAUAUAAUCAAACGAAUACAUCGGUAUGCGUCUACCGCUUACUGUAACGUGAUGUUUUUCACCUGAUUUAAGUUCUGCUCCAUUCAGUCCAGUUAGUAUUGAAAACUAGAGCUGAAGAAUACAAAGAAACUUUGCAUUUGUAAGCUACCUGUUUUCCUAUUGGUGUACACGUGCGUUUGCUUUCUUAGGUGUGGGUAUAGGCUAAAUCCUAAACCUUUAUUUGGAAGUCAUGUCGGAGUCACCAUACUCCAACCAGAAAUAUAUUUGACGCAAGUAAUCAAACACGAUCCCGCUCUGAAUGUGCAUUUCUGUGGUCGUAAUAAAAUAAGGGGCAAAUGACUGUGCCGUUAAAUCAGAUGCGAUGUUACUGUACGUUCACACGCCGCCAGAGACAGUGUCAAAAAAACACUCUGGCUGCCCUGCCAACGACGAUAUAGAAAAAGUGUAGUUGACGUUCUGAUGCGCAAAUGCAUUCUCUGGAAUUCUCUCAAGCGGAUGUUUCCGCCUUCCAAUUGGUUGCCGCCGAACCGCAUCAUAGCUCAUUACAAUAAAGUUUGAAAUUUCAACUCUCCUCGACGCUCAACGCGCCAUCAGCUCUCAUUGAAAAUGAAUGACUUCCGACGACUUUGUCGCCGGUGUGAACGCACAGUAAGUCAGGUAGCUAGCUUUGAACAAGACAGUUGAGAAGUGUGAACUAAAUCUUUAAAUUGUUAAUUCCGCUGUAGAAAAAUAAAUACUUCGCUAAUGUUCGCUAUAGCACCCCUUGUGGCUACGCUUAGAAUGCAUUCUGACAUUUCGAAACGCAACAGUGCGUAAAAACUCAUUUAUGUGAGUUCGUGUAUUUGCAAAUAAUAUGUUUCAGACCAAAAUGCUCCUUAAACCCAACCUCAAAUGGCUUCCUAAUUAUCUCUAGAAAAUGAUUUAACGGUCACAAGACUUGAACCUCUAAUAAGGCCCUCCAGAUUUAUAUUACCGAGUAUUUGCUAGUUUCCAUCAGCUGAGUUCAUAUAGAGGUGGUCAGUAACCUCAGGUCAUUUAAUCCUAGAGAUUUUUGUAUCCAGAUGUCACUUAACAAGUAAGCUACCUAGAUGAAAUUGCUACAAUUGGAUGAAAUAGCGAGAAGUACAAACAGGAGAGACCAGGGGCAAUUGUAACAUUUAUUUCAUAAGUCACAGACUGCUACAAAUCUUGUAUUUGGGUACAUUAAGAGCAUCAUACGUGAGAAAGAAUACUGUUUUAAUGUUGUGGAGCUGAUUAUAAUAGUAGUUUGGGGCAACUUAAAACCUAUAUGAAACAUUAAUAUAUAAAAUAUAUGAACCUCUUGCAUCUCCAAAGAGCACACAUUCACAUAAACUUAUUGCUUUAAUUUUACUAAACAGCUUUUGCCUUUAUGUAAUACUAAUUCAUUUCGCUGUCAGAAAUAAUGUUUGUUUAAAGCAAAUGUUUAAGUGGGACCAACACUAUAAUUAUUUAAAAUGCAUUAAAUCCUUACACUAAUAUACCAGCAGAUUUUGUUUUUACUGUCUUGUGUUACAAUUGCUCCUGACCUCUUAGCUUAGAGGAAACUCUACUGAGCAUGUGCAGGAAAAAAUCACUCCGGAUUAUUUAUGAUAAAUAAAGAAAUGUUACAAUUGACCCCUCUUGUAAUUCCCCACCUACUUCAAAACCAGUUUGACAGAUUCAGAUCAGUCCUUUGUUCUUUAACUAUAGUAAAAUUACUAGUUGACUCACAAUCAUUAAAUUAGACACAUCACUCGCCAUACUUCAAUUACAUUGAAACCAGCAAGAACUGUCAUGUUGGACAUUACAAGGCAUUGUCCAGCCUUGAAGAAGUCAAGUUUCCCUAACAUUGGAUCACAAAAUCUUGUUUUUCUCUGCAAACCCUGAAAAAGACUUUUGAAAGACAUAACAAAUAUGGAAAUAUUGCCUGUAAACACAGAUGUUUUUUCACCUGGCGUGCCUGUGUCUGUGGACUUAUGAAUGUGGACAUGGAACCUCACUAUUGGUCAAUGUGGAAACGUUCAUUUAAAUCUCAACCUGAGCUCAGACCAAGGCUCCAGAACAAUGGCUGGUGGUGACAUCAUCACCUCUACUUCUCAUAAGCCUGAAAAUUGCUCUGGCCACCCUCGUAAUGGUCACUGAUAAAUAAACCGGAACGCUCCGCACGCAGAGGUACAACUUGCGAGGUGGAGAGAAGAUCGCACGUACGUUUGGAAGUGUUUCCCGACAGCCGCCGACACGAUUACCUUCAUGUGUUUAUCUUGUAAAUAGAGAGCAUAAAGAAACAUACUGUUAUGCUUCUUUUGACACAAACGUUUUGUGAAACGGACAGAUGCUAAACUGUUUAACCGCGCACCUGAUCAAAGAUUACGCUUGUAGAGACUCAAUAUGACCCUUCAUGUCCAAGAUUGAUAUUUUUCUAUCUGCUAUCUCAUUUAGUUCCUCAUCUCACGGCCAUUAUAGAUUUUCUAUUCUUUGUAUCACUUCCCCAACAGUGUUUGUCAUUGAAAGGCGGAUAUGUUAAUGUUAACCCUUAUGAUUCUUCACUAGCAUUAUGUUUUCUGAAUAAUAUCAAGUCGUUCACC
Molecule: messenger RNA, 5972 nt
Organism: Misgurnus anguillicaudatus (oriental weatherfish)
Lineage: Eukaryota; Metazoa; Chordata; Actinopteri; Cypriniformes; Cobitidae
Product: leucine-rich repeat transmembrane neuronal protein 4
Molecular function (GO): protein binding
Source: RefSeq, a predicted model, not a curated record